AUGACCGUCAAACGGAACCGGGUUGAUAUGGUGAUGAGAUAAUAAGUGAUAAGAAAUGGUGUUUGAGGUGUGAUAAACAGAUCGAUUGGUGGGAAAUUUGAAAACGAAAACAGAAGCUAUUUUCAGUGACUCCAAUCCAGAAGCCGAGUUGCUCCUCUGUCGAGAUAUCACAGAAGUAGGAUCCUUGCUCUGGGAUGAGCACCUAAUCGAGACGAUCCUCGAGGCGGCCAAGUGUCGUGUGCGGAUAGGAACCAUCGAAUUCCCACUAAGAACCUUCACUAAUGCCUUCCACUCCCUUCUGGCUGCCACCAAAUUCAAGCAGGACCUUCUUCCGUUCGACGAGUUCCGCUCUCUUUUCCUGGACACGUGCGUCCAUCUGAAAGAUCGAUUCGCCGAUGAGUUGCUUGACGAGUUGCACAAAAACGAGCGAUUCGGCAACUUGUGGGCCGAUUUAGAGGCACGUAAUAUUCGCGAACUGAUAAGAAAAUGUUAUCAGUUUGCGUAGCGUAAUUGAUGUUGAAACGACAAUUUUUCAGAACGUCGUAAUAGGUUCCAUAUCUCAACAGUACGCAACGACGGUUUUCCGAUCAGAUUCCAAUGUAACCAACUUCUCCGACGCCUUCUGGCUUGCCUCACGCGACAGAAUGAGCAAGGAGAACAUGACGCUCUUCUCGUGGAUCGCCAACAAAUCGGAAUUCUCGUGCAAGUUGGAUCACUUGCUCGCGUCGUUCAUCCGGCCGGAACUGAUUGACGUGAUGAAUCAGUGCAUGAGGUUCGCUCACAGUGCCUACCGUACUCGAGAGCUUCUUGUCACAAUGGCCAAUGACAGUGAGUUAGAGAACAAUACUCAUUUAUACUAAUUUCACUUACAGAAGAGCUCAUGUCCCGAAUGACAUGCCCACAAUCCUCGUUCGACGUCUCCAUAGUGCACAGUCAACAAGCGGAAAACAUGAACAAAGCUCUUCGGACUCGCCUCCGAUUCUUUGUUUUCACUCUCGAACAGAUUGUGUCCCACUUCAGAGAACUUUUCGCUGAGAAGGUCGCAAUUUCAUAGUGCAUCCUUUUCUGACAGAAUCACCCUUUCAGGUCCGAUACGUAUUCCAAACGAAACGUGACGAGAUUGUGAAUGCGAGCAGUCUGAAAGAGGUGGAGACGGCGGUGGCGGAAGGACAUCGCAAUCUGACGGAGAUAGUCGUGAGAACGGGCGUUCGAAGAAUGGUGCACGAGACGAUGGACAUGUUUAUGAGCAUGACUGAUGAGAUACGGUUGAGGUACUGAAGCACACAAAACAAAUGAUUUAUUUUUCUUUCAUUUUAGAUCCGUCUCGAACACUCUCGAUUUGGAUUAUCUGCAGCGGUGCGAAGAGAGCGUCCGCAAGACCCUCAACACCCUGCUCUCACUCCACGCCAGCUGGGGAAACGACAAGGACUCGAUCUUUUUCCACUUGUCCGUUCGGCUCGGAAAACUCAAUAAGGGUGUCUAGUCCAGUCCAUUUUGUAUCUAUAUCUAAUUCUGCCUUUUUGCCUUUCUCUGCUUCGCAUAAUCAACAUUUCAACAUGGGUCUCAGUCGAAUAAUAGUUUUUAUCAAUACGUUUUAUUCCAUUUUCCCUUUUUCGUUAACUUUCGCGUUUCCCAUACGCUUUUACUUCCUUUCAUUUUCACAACUAUUCACCUGAAACUGAUUCAGAUGACACUCGAAUUCUACAGUGGAAUCGAAAACAUUCGAAGAAUUCUGAGCCAACAUGCGGCGGACGUGCUCUACGUGCAUCAGCACAAUGAGUUCGGCGACGAGGACGAGGCGAAAAAGUGCAAAAACGAACUGAUGACGGACGUGAUGGACAUGAUGGGAACCGACACGGAAGCGGCCAUGCUGGGGAUGGCGUACAGGGCGCUCAACUUGGAAACCGCUAAUAUGGACGUUCCGAGUGUACGCCAUGAGCUUGUUCUGAAAUGGAAACGCUUUUUUCCAGGAUGAUAGAAUGUUGGAGCUUGUGGAAGAAGCAAAGGAGAAAGUGAAGGAAGAUGUGAAGCAGGGCGCCAACCGAAAGUAUUUCAAAAAUAUUGUGAAGGAGAUCAGAGACGGAAAAGCCGAGGAGGAGGAGAUGGAAGUGAUGCAGGUGCAGCACAGCCGAAAAGACCCGAUCUCGAAGAAGGAUAUCGUCUACCCGGUCAUCAAUAAGGUACGGAUGACACCAAGGCUGUGCAAACAACGAGUCAUUGUUUAUUUGCUCUUCGAAGACAAAAUGCAACCAUUCUGUGUUUUCAGAAGUGCGGCCAUGUGUACGAUAAAGAGUCGAUCAUGGAAUUCGCGAACAGAAAGAAGACGAUAAAGUGCGCGAUGCAAGGAUGCUCGGAGACCAUCAAGAUCGCGGUCUUAUCGACUAUCCAGAGUACUGGAACAUCAUAAAACAGCAGACCCGUGAUUCUCUGCUUCUCCCUCUAUCAAACAACUCUAAAUUAUGAGUAUCUCCCCUUCCACACCUCUCAUUUCACAACCUUUUCUUCUUAUCGAUCUGCUUCUCUCUCACUCGUGUUUCUUUUUUGCGUGUCGUUUCAUAAACAUUCGCUCCUGCUGUCCAGCCGUCCGUCCGCCCGGCCGCUGCCGGGGUGGCCGACAAAAACCAGUUUGUCAUUCGUUCGUUCGUGCGAUGAGUCGUUGAAAUACGAAUGCAAUACUCCUCUCUCUCUCUCUCUCUCGCCACUAUUUUAUUUCCAUUCUUUUUAGAACACUCGAUUGCAGGGCAGAUGUCGGCCACGGCGACAAUCAGUCCUCCGGCUCGAGAACUCAAAACUUCGUCGAUCUGCGGAUACUUGCACCGAGUACGGAUGGCUCUUUCUCGAAAGUUAAUUGAGAACAAACUGCUUACAGAUCGAAGUUCGCUCGAUCGGCCUGAUCACUCGCCGUCGGUACUGGUUCGCUCUGUGCGACACGACCCCCUAUCUCUAUUGGUACAAAGAUUCGGACGACGUGAAAUGCAUCGGAAGAGUGUCGCUGAGCGGAGCAGCAUUCACUUAUGACCCGAAAGAGAAGGGACGGUUCGAAAUUCAGUUAGUUAUCAAAUUUUAAAGAGAACUUCAUAGGUGCGGGAUCUUUGAAAAACAUUUAAAAUGUCCGGGUCCUAGUGGGUUCGAAUGAGUGGAAACUGAACGACAAUGACCCAUAGAAGUAAUUCGGACAGUUAGAACCUAACGACUGCCAAUUUUUUUUCCGAACCAGGCCCCUCCCACUCGCCUGUCCGUUACUGCUGGCGCUAAAAUCAAAACACCAAUGGGGAACAUGAAAUGACAUUGUUUGCAGUUCGAACAACGAAGUGAUCGUGUUGGAAUGCAGUUCGGAUAAACAGCGAAACGAAUGGAUGAAGGCUUUGCAAAGCACGCGGAAACGGAGUUGGAAAGCGGCGAAGUCGAAGUCCGACUCUUGCCUCGAUAUCUCUUCGCUCACGGGACGAAACUCGGCGGCCGUGUUCGAAGAACCCAGUUCUCCGUCCCCUGUUCCGCCGCCGAGAAGUCCGAAGCCGAAGAAGCGGACACAGAUUCCGACGAAUCCAGAAGAAUCCACGGAAACUCCAGAAGAAACAGCCGGAGAAGAUGAACCGAGAGAAGAAGUAGGAGAACCCGAGAAAGCCGAAAGAGAAGAAGCAGGGAAUGAGAGGACAGAAUCAGCGCAGACACCAGAAGCAUCCACAACUGAAUGGUACCUAAAUCCGAACGGUCAGCUCAAUGAACGGUCGCUUCAGAUGCCCAAAGUGAGACUUUGUUUUUCUAAACAGAACAAGUAAUCCGGGAAAAAAGUUUAAGACAAUCGAAAGCCCGGAAAGUGUGCUGAAAAGGCUGGCCGAUCAGAGCAUUGAAGCUCCGAUGCGAGCGAUCCGACGGAAUCUGAGCGUCUGGAAAAGCGGAAGCAGCCGGCAGAAUACCGGCGAUGAGCCGAUUGUGAGCAACAGAGUGAGUAUUCUGUCUUGCUCAAUUCUGGAGACGUGUUGUGAAAGUUUCAGAAAGGAACAGUGUCUUCGGUGGACUUGACGCCAGAGGAGAAGUGCAUUGAAUUGACGGAUAAAGUGACAAGUUUGGAAGAAGUCGUCGACUCGCUCCGAGCGGCACUUCUGUUGGCUCAGAGGAACAAUGAAGCACUGUGGGUGUUUCUAGAAUCUUUUCAUCAUCUGAAUUUCUAUUUUCCAGUAAAAAGAUAGAAGAUAUGGGUGAAAACAACGAGGAAAUGAGGGAAUAUCUGCUGGAAAAGGAGCGACAAGUCACCGAAUUGCACAUCUCGAACAGUAUGAAUGCUCGAAGAGUCCGGGAUCUCGAAGAUCAGAAUGUGAAGCUGGAGGACACGAUAAACGAUCUGCAGCAGUCGGUGGAGGCCUUCCGAGAGUCGCUCCGAACGAAAGAAGAGCUGAUACUUCGGAUGUGCGAAGAGGAGAAUCGGGACGAUCUGCUCGGACCCGCGACGAGUGCGGCCAACUCGGAAAGGAAUAUGAGUUUGUUAGCCGACGCGAAUGGAAUAGUUUCGGACGUGGAAGUUCCCGAAGGCAUUCUGGUCGACGUGACUUCCAUCGACUACGAGGAAGCGACACGAAGAGUUCUCGACGAAGAAAACGUAAAGGACAUUGGAGAACUGCAGGAUCUUGUGGAGGGAUACCGCACUCAGAACCAAUUCCUCAAUGCUGAAAUCGUCGAAUUGCACGCCAUAAUUCAAUCCUUGGAAGACCGCGAGAAGAAACUGAUCCGUCAGAAUUUCGACCUGGAAGCAUGCUACUAUCAGCUCAAAAGUCGGUAUCUGAUGGUUCUGAACCACUUCAAAUCCCCAACAAAACCUGGAAAAAGUAAGUUUCCUGCUCUGCUUCCACUUAUUCACAUAGUUUCCUUUCCAGUAAUGGAGCCGGGUGUUCUAAAGGAGCUGCUGGAAGAGUCGGCCCGGACGCCCCGAGAAUCUCAACAGAAUCUGACCGAUCAGCUCGGAUUCUACAAGAAAGACCUCAUUGGAGAAAGCGACGAUCUUCUGGACACGGCCACGUUUUAUAUGAAGAAAGCGAAUGACAUUACGGAAGCGACGAAGUUGGAACAAUCGGAAGAGUACAUGAAAUGGCUGCAGUCAUGGGAUUCCUUCCUCGUCAACAACACCGUCUCCCGACAGGUCGCGAUAAUGUCGUCGCCCGAUCUGAAGACGUUGAUUCGGACUGGAGUUCCGCCUGCUUAUCGCGGACGCGUCUGGAAGAGCAUCGUGACGCAUUGGGUGAAGGACGCGCAGGCGGAACUCGGCAACGGGUACUACGGGAGCAUGCUGAAGAAGGCGAGCGCCAAGAAGCAGGACGGAAGCUACGAUGCCGCCAUCAAACAGGUCUGCUCACAAUUACUCGUUUCCUUCACUGCUUUAUUUCAGAUAGACCUCGAUCUCGCCCGCACUCUCCCCACCAAUAAACUAUUCGAUGAGCCCGAUUCUGCGAACAUUGAGAAGCUCCGAAACGUGCUCUACGCCUUCCGAUACCACAAUUCGCACGUCGGCUACUGCCAGGGACUCAACCGACUCGCCGCCAUCGCCCUUUUGUACCUGGACGAGCAGGACGCCUUCUGGUUCCUGAUAGCCUGCGUGGAGCACUUGCAGCCGGAAGGAUACUACACGAGCUCUCUCAUCGGAGCAGUCGCUGAUCAGAAGGUUCUCCGUGACCUGGUCGCCGAGAAGCUGCCCAAACUGGCCGCCCAUCUGCGGUCCCUUGAAGUCGACCUCUCGCUGUUCGCCCUCUGCUGGUUCCUCACCUGCUUCGUCGACGUUCUUCCGCACUCUAUCUACCUGACCAUAUUCGACGCGUUUCUCUACGAAGGAAACAAAGUGCUCUUCCGGUUCGCACUGGCUCUUCUCAAGAUUUGCGAACCGCACGUUCUUCAAUGCAAAACUAUUGGUACGGUUUUACUUGUUUGCAACAUCCUCAAUCCUCUCGAUCUUUCAGGAACAGUUCAUCAGUGUCUGAGCAAAGCGCAGGAUCACAUAACCGAUUUUAAAUCGCUGGCGCAGGUCGCCUUCAACGAGCUGAACCCGUUCCCGCAGAAGAGCAUCGAAACGAAGAGACAAUUGUACGUCAGCCAGCUGAAGGACACCGGCCACUGUAUGUAA
Molecule: messenger RNA, 6109 nt
Organism: Caenorhabditis sp. 36 PRJEB53466
Lineage: Eukaryota; Metazoa; Nematoda; Chromadorea; Rhabditida; Rhabditidae
Source: the annotation of a GenBank genome assembly